Molecule: messenger RNA, 2368 nt
Organism: Xenopus tropicalis (tropical clawed frog)
Lineage: Eukaryota; Metazoa; Chordata; Amphibia; Anura; Pipidae
Gene: tcaim
Product: T cell activation inhibitor, mitochondrial
Exons: 12
Coding region: 264-1736 (490 amino acids)
Source: RefSeq, a predicted model, not a curated record
ACAGUUAGACUGUGACAGCUGGCGAUCGAGCAUUCGGCAAUCUGCUACUUGGGACUGUAGAAUUGUUUGGUAGACGAUUCGGCGUUCCUGUCCUUUGCAGUCUGGAAAACCCAUACCUAUUUUACUGUGGCACUCAUGAUCAAAAAAAGGCAUUGGAUAAAAGGCUUGGGCUCAAACGUAUUCCCACAAUUAUUUCUCUCCAUUGGUUGUGCCUGAAGGUACUCAUUUGAUUUCUGCAUGUUGGUCUCCCCAACAAAUUUGUCAUGUUUGGCUGCUGCAGAGCCACAAAGAGACUUCCAUGGGGGUCUCUAUUACAGAAAUUUGUUUUUCAAGCCAGGCCACUCUCGGGCGCAGAUGCAGCCACAGCUCUAAGGCCAUUUUAUUUUGCUGUCCACCCAGAUUUUUUUGGUCAACAUCCAGUGGAAAGAGAAGUAAACGAAAACUCACUGAAAAGAUUAAAUGGCUACUUAGAAAAUCUUCAGAAACCCGGUCAGAAAUCUCACAAACCAGCUCAGCUUACAUUUUAUGUACGAGAAACAAACACCAUAAAUGAUUCAGACACAAUUCGAACCACAGGGUUUCGAACCGUACAUUUUACUUUGGAUACAAGGGACUUGCUAAGUACAGUUCUGGAUAUUCUGAAUUCAUGCAGCUUAUCUACUGCACAUGUGAAUACUGCAGAAGUAGGUAUGGAGUCAAAACCUCACAAGGGAACAAAAGCAGCAUUUGAUAGGCCCAUAAAAUGGGACAAGACAUAUUACUCAUUUACUGGUUUCAAGGACCCUGAAGAAGAGCUGGAGCAAGCCCAAAAAGUAGAGACAACAAUUAUUCCCUGGUUAGAAAACAAUCAGUCACUGGCUAACAAGAAGUUGACAAAAAGUUUUCCAUUACGGGAGGAGCUAGAGCAGUUAAAGAAUGAACUGGCUGAUCAACUCCAACUAUCUGAUAUCCGGUGGCAGAGAAGCUGGGGAGUUGCUCAUCGUUGCAGCCAACUGCACAGUUUAAGUCGUUUAAUUCAGCAGAAUCCCGAGACUCUAAAAAUGGCUAAAGGUCGCACAUUACUAUUUACUGAGGAAACAGGCAUGAGUGCUUCUGGUCAUGUGAUGCUGGGAACAAUGGAUGUACAUCACCAAUGGGCAAAGCUUUUUGAAAGAUUGCCCAGCUAUACCUACCUUGAGAGGAAGCUGUUGCACCUUCAGGAAAGGAUCAGCCAUCUACUGGGGGGAAUUGAAAUAGUGCAUAUUGAGGAGCAGCAGCCACUCUUGACAAUAGAAGAAUACUACCGAAUGCUAGAAACAUUUUACAAUAAACUGUUGAAUAACAGAAUGCCCAUCCAUCCCCGCAGCCUUCGCUGCCUGAAGAUGAUACUGCAGAGUGAUCGGUUUGCGCCCCGAUUGCAUGAGAUGGGACAUUAUAUCAUACCGACUCUGUGUGAUCCAGCUUCAUUACAGUGGUUUCUUUUGGCCCACACGCAGCAAGCAAGGGACAAUCUGAAAAGAAAAGAGGAGUUAACAUUUGUGGAACAAGAACUAACCACAGUAUGUAAAGACAGGUCAUCCCUGAGCAGAUUGUACAAGGAGCCCAGUAUUUCUUGUGUGCAGAUGAUCGAUUGUUGCAAAAGGUUGGCACCAUUGGAACCAUUCCCGUACUUGAAAGGCAUGCAUCUGUGCAUCUCACAUUACUACUCUGUUCUGCAGGAUGGGGACUUGUGUAUUCCCUGGAACUUUAAAAGGUGAAGCACAAAGCAUUCUUCUACCACUGUGAUUUACAAAAGCACAAGCUCUGUUUAUUGUUCAGAAAUGUAGGAUUUAGCAAAUUUCAGGUAUCAAUAUAGUGGAAUAACAGUGGAACCUAGAAUUUUUCAUCUGAAAAUUUGAGUAUGGUCUGGAUUUUUAAAGAAGGCUCCAUUCAGCGGUCGUAAGGAGGAAGAUACAUGUGACAAAUUCUGGGUGUUUACUACAAUCUAACGGAAAAUUCUUGCCUCUUUACUGGAUAUCCUGUAUUGAAUCAAGAAGUGUAGAGAUGGUGGAAAAUCUGAGAUUCGUAGGGGUGUAAGUGUUUAUUUUUGACACUGGGAGCACAUGGUUAAUGGUACUGUUACUCACUUGCCCUGUAGAGCUGCCUUCUGCUUGGAAUUUUUGUAAAUAAAAUUCAAUGUGAUGUGAAAAAGCUCUUCUUAAAGGACAGCUUUUGUAAAGUUCUGAUAGAUCUAAUAUGUGUGUGAAUAUGUCUCUAGGCCAGGAAAUAGGAAAUAAUUUCACUGGGCACUCUAGCUAUAUUUUAAUAGCAUAAUGAAAAUACUAGGCUGUCAAAAUGUAGCUGAUUCUCUGACCAACCCUUCCAUUAAACGAGAACAAUCUAAUUACAA